Penicillium maclennaniae is the source of this 1146-nucleotide messenger RNA. Its product is annotated as acyl-CoA-binding domain-containing protein. Gene Ontology annotation, molecular function: fatty-acyl-CoA binding. The record is from RefSeq and is a predicted model, not a curated record. Lineage: Eukaryota; Fungi; Ascomycota; Eurotiomycetes; Eurotiales; Aspergillaceae. Bases 1 to 1146 code for a protein of 381 amino acids. Gene Ontology annotation, biological process: fatty acid metabolic process. The transcript has 4 exons.
AUGUCGGACUCUGUGGAUCGCGUCUUCGUCCAUGCCCUCAAUACAGUCAAAAGGAUUCCUCGGACGGGCACCGCGCGCCCUCCGGCGGCUGAGCGUCUGAAGCUUUAUGGUUUGUAUAAGCAGAGUAUGGAAGGGGACGUGGAAGGUGUGAUGGAUCGUCCGAUUGGGAAUACCUCGGAGGUGCACGCGGAGUGCGAGAAGUGGGAUGCCUGGUAUGCGCAGCGCGGUCUCACGCGCACCGAAGCCAAACGUCGAUAUAUCGGCACUUUAAUCGACACGAUGCACCAAUAUGCUUCUCAGACCCCCGAAGCCCGCGAGUUAGUAUCCGAGCUUGAAUUCGUCUGGGACCAGAUUAAAUAUAACGCCUCCUCAUCAUCAUCUUCAAGUCCAUUACAUGCCGUCGGCGUGCCAGCCUUAUCACGACACGAGGGUAGUUCGUACGGAAGCAUAGGAGGCCGACUAGCAGGGUCGACAGAUGCAUACGAUAGACCCAACCGAGCAGAUGAUGGUCGAGAUUCAAAGCUUCGCGUCUUGAGCCCCGUUAGCCAGCCCGAAGAAGAAGAGUACUACCGUCGGCGCCGGUCAAUGGAUGUUGAGGAUCCGGCGGAGAUAGAUGAUGAAGAAGACGAGGAAUUUGAAGAAGCACGCGACAGUAUCUACGAAGAAGCAGAUGCCGCAAGCACAAACACAGGUCUCCGCUCUGAAACGGAACAUACAUCUCACAGCCACGACCGACGACAACAGCCCACUAGCAUGGACGGGGCCAGCUGCGUCGAAAGCCCCAGAAACUCACGGCGCGACUCAAAUGACGUACAGCCAAAAGAUAGCCGGUGGCGACGGCGCGUCGAGCAAGCUUUAACCAAGAUGACGGCGGAAAUCGCAGCAGUCCGUGAACAAAUGGAGUCGCGCACAUUAGCGCACCGACGUCGAUCAGGCGUUUGGGCGUGGUUGAAGUGGAUUCUGUGGACUGUCGUGCGCCAAAUUGUGUGGGAUUUGGCGCUGUUAGGCGUGAUUCUGAUUGUGAUGCGUGUACGCGGCGAUCGGAGACUUGAACAUCGUUUGCGUGGUGGGUGGAAAGAGCUUAAGGCUAGGCUGGGCCGCUUUAAGCUUCUUAAGAAAGUCGGCGAUGCUCCUCUCCUUCCUUAG